AUGGAUGAUACCACAGGACCUUCCGGUGGUGACUCUCGAGAAACAGGUCGACGCCCUCCUCGAAUUCCGAACCCUCCAUCAUCUCCCCCUCCUACAUACUCCAAGAAUGACUACCUUCGAGAUGCUGAGUUCAUACUGUUGUUACAAGAAGUUCCCAUCGAUGAGAUUGGACCUUAUCUAUCUCAAUUGGUCACUGAUGUCGUUCUCGGGAUUGCUCGAGGUGCCGUAGCUGUUCUUGAUUCACGCACUCGAGGAGAAAAUCGUCUAAAAGCUGAGCAACGAUAUCAGGACGAUGAACAAGUUUUCACUGAAGCCGGUGCUCAUGCUUUCAUUGAUCGCUUUGUUGAAGGCCCUGCUCUAAAUGAAACUUCUGCCGUUGAGACUGCACAAGAACGAAGACGCCGACGUCGUUUCGAUCACGGGCCUGUCGAGGAUGCUUAUGCUAUUCCCCAUCGAGACACUCGGUCACCUCUAGGUCAGCAACCUCGAUAUCAACCACCUCCUAGAGAGUGGAGUGUCUUUCCCAGUGUGGCACCCUUUGGUACACCUUUCGGAAUGAACCCUUACCCUGCUUCAUCUCCUGCAAUGGGUUUUCAGCAACCAUAUCAGUACGCACCUCCUCCAGCAGCCCAAUCUCAACCUCAAAUGAUGCAACUGUCAAACUUGACUUCUCGUUCUACAAGUGGACGUAGACUUAAAGCAUCAGAAAUGGGAGAAUUCGAUGGCGCUGGCCCCGAGACGAGGAAGAGAAAGCAUGCGCCCGAGAUGGCUCCUUCGCCAAAGAGAACCCGAGUUGGCAAUGGUGACCUGAUAAUCAACGGCGAACUGAACUACUUCCGAUCCGGAGCAACGGAUUUUCCCAAUCUUCUACAGGAAGAGGGCCAGGCUUACUUCGAUCGUACCGGCUACAUCUUUAAGUUGCGCAAACUCGACAAGUUCAUACUUUUCUGCCGCCCACGUCGGUUCGGCAAAACACUAACAAUAAGGAUGCUGGAACAUUUCCACGGCCUUCAGUAUGCAGAUGAACAUCGAUGGCUGUAUAAGGGUCUUGAUGUGCAAAAAGAUAUCGAUGAAAGAAAAGUGAGCCCCGGAAAGUACUUCGUCUUGAAGUUCGAUUUCUCAUCAAUACCCCGCCGCCCAGACCUCACGGAGGCAAAUGAGGCACUUAUCAGGGCGUUGAAUUUUUCCAUUAAGCAGUUUUAUAAAGCAUAUACUGCAUACUUGGGCGGAAACUUUGAAACUCUACGCCAAGGUAUUAACAGUAAAGACCCUAACAUUAGUCUUGUGGAGUGUGUCGAUUUAGUUCAAAGUACGAUUGCACAGGACAAGCGUCUUGCAGAUAUUGAAGGAGUCUACAUACUCGUCGACGAGUACGAUUCAUUUCCCAAUCACUACCUCAAAUCACCCCAAGGCAUCAAAGGACAUAAGACGACAAAUUGGGAGAAGACUAGUGUCGGGGCAACCUGGCUGGCUUUCUGGGCUGAAAUGAAGAAGUUGGCGGCAGCAGGACGCAUCCAAAGAAUUUUCAUCACGGGCAUCUCACCACUCUCCCUGUCUCAAGUGGGCAGUGGAUUUAAUAUAGCAAGGAAUCUGUCAUUUCAUAAGGACUUGGCUCAGCUCUGUGGCUUGACAAAUUCGGAAUUGAAAGACACCCUACAACAAAUCACCCAAAAUCCCACAGACAGCGAGAAGUACCUUUCAGAAAUGACCAUCCGUUUCAACGGAUUUCAUUUCUGCAGAGAACGAGCGGUCAAAACCGUUUACAACACGGAGACAUGUCUAUUAUAUCUUCAGAGUCGUAUCGAGGGUAUUUCGCCAGAGAUAGAAAACCCGGAAAACUCUGAAGUAUCUUCGCUAUUUCUCGACCACCUUGCUACUUCAGCAUCGGUAAUAAAAGACCUUGAAGAUGGCCUGAAACGUGACGACAAAGGGCACUUUAUGCCUCUCAAAUACGACGAAUUCAAGACGGAGAUCAAGCUUCAAGAAUUGGUAACUGUACUCUUAUCUCAGCCCCGAUUCACGCUAACUUGUUACUUCUAG
This is a messenger RNA of Rhinocladiella mackenziei CBS 650.93, 2040 nucleotides long. RefSeq lists its product as uncharacterized. The transcript is spliced from 2 exons. The record is from RefSeq and is a predicted model, not a curated record. NCBI's taxonomy places the organism in Eukaryota, Fungi, Ascomycota, Eurotiomycetes, Chaetothyriales, Herpotrichiellaceae. The coding region runs from base 1 to 2040 and encodes 679 amino acids.